GAUAGCGGUAAAAAGCUUCAUGAAAUAAAUUUCAAAUUCAAUAAUCGGGAUGUUCUCGCAUGGUCUAUAGAGCAUGAAAACCAGGCUGAAAUGAAAGGCCUUUAUUCAAAAGUAUUAGAGGGGUUGCUAAUUAGACGAAAUUCAAUAAAAAAACGUCUUGCUCUAUUAAAUGAUAAAAAAGAAGAAUUAGAAAAGAAGAUUAAUUUGGCGGAAGAAAGAGACAUAGUUGUUACAGAUACUUUAAAAUCUGAAUACUCUUCAGUUGUCUUUAAUAUCGCUUGUCUAGACGCAAAACAGCUCGCUUUAAAAGUUUAUAUGAAUACAUUUUACGGUGAAGCUGGGAAUAGUGGGUCCCCUUUCUUCUUGCGAGCAUUAGCAGGUGGGGUAACAUCAGCUGGUCAGCGAAAUAUUAAGCUUAUUGCCAAUCUUGUCAGAAGUAAAAGGUUCAGUGUAAAAUACGGGGAUACAGAUUCCUUAUACCUUGUCUGUCCAGAAGAAU
Messenger RNA from Funneliformis geosporum, 499 nucleotides. NCBI's taxonomy places the organism in Eukaryota, Fungi, Glomeromycota, Glomeromycetes, Glomerales, Glomeraceae. The record is from the annotation of a GenBank genome assembly.